AUGUCACGGUCACUACUCCGUGAUGUCUUCAUUUACGACCUCCGUAACUUGGAUAGCUUGCUAGGCGGUUUGACGGCCACGCCUGGAAUAACGAAUGCCAACUUCUACACCAUGGUUGAAAUUAUCAUCGUCACAUCAAGUCCGUUCUUUCUACAGAAUAACAAUGGGGAGGAGGUUCUACGAGACGCACAACCCCUCUCGCCCGGUAACUACUUCGUCGUAGUUGAUGGCACUGUACAGCUGAGUGAUGAAAUCGUAUAUGUCCGACUUAUGUCAGUAUGUACCGGCUCGGGAGUUGGCUCCUUCACACGACAGGUACGAGAGCGUGAUGGAGGAUGUGUUGUCUCAAAGGUGGCCAAUACCCUAGCAAUGGCCGAUUUGUGGAAAGGGUUUGAAGCAGCCCAUAUCUUCCCUAUUGCAUACCAUAAUCAGUGGCAGGAGAAUAACUUUGGUCGCUGGAUCGACGUUCCACCGGCUAGAGGAGGGUCAAUCAACUCGGUACAGAACGGAAUUCUCCUCAGGGCGGACCUGCACCAGCAAUUCGACAGUUAUAUAUUUUCCAUUAACCCUGAUGAUGGAUAUAAGAUUGUGUUUUUCCAUAAUGCCAUCAAUCGAGACCUCGCUGGGACCUUCCUAGAUAGCGAGUUACUCGACGACCGACGAUGCCCCCCACCCGAACUCGUCCGAUGGCAUUUUCGUCAAGCUGUCCUUGCCAACAUGAGGGGGGCAGGGGAGCCAGUCUUUGAACAUGACUUCCCGCCCGGCUCGGAUAUGCUGGGAGAUAUCCGAGAGGGUCCUAUGGCGGCCGAGCGGAUGGAGUUUGAGCUGUUCGGACGCCUGGCCAGCUAUGUCGACGGCGUGGGUGAAGGAGGCGUUGGCGAUGAAGACGAGAGUGAAGGUGAUGAAUACUCAAGCGGCCAUGAUGAGGAUGACAGCGACAACGAUGUGACGAGCAAAGGCUAG
Messenger RNA from Drechmeria coniospora, 963 nucleotides. RefSeq lists its product as uncharacterized. The transcript has 3 exons. The record is from RefSeq and is a predicted model, not a curated record. Bases 1 to 963 code for a protein of 320 amino acids. NCBI's taxonomy places the organism in Eukaryota, Fungi, Ascomycota, Sordariomycetes, Hypocreales, Ophiocordycipitaceae.